Molecule: messenger RNA, 1561 nt
Organism: Aspergillus glaucus CBS 516.65
Lineage: Eukaryota; Fungi; Ascomycota; Eurotiomycetes; Eurotiales; Aspergillaceae
Product: glycoside hydrolase family 16 protein
Exons: 2
Coding region: 221-1312 (363 amino acids)
Biological process (GO): carbohydrate metabolic process; fungal-type cell wall organization
Cellular component (GO): fungal-type cell wall
Molecular function (GO): hydrolase activity, hydrolyzing O-glycosyl compounds; glycosyltransferase activity
Source: RefSeq, a predicted model, not a curated record
CUUCUCUUGAAUAUAUCGCGCUCUCUUGCUGUGGUGGGCUGUUGUCCCUCGUUCAUUCUUUGCUCGUGCGUUUCAGCGCACUUCCACUCCUUUUUGGCCUUUGUCUGUUGGCCAGCCAUUCUUUUUUAGCAAUUAUUGAGCAAUAUAUCUGCUCGCCCUCGCCUACAGCAAGAGAUUCCUUCGUUUCUUUCAUUUGAUCCGAAUAGCUACUACCGUCGCCAUGCUCGCCCGCUUCUUCAUCGGCCUGUUGCUGGCCUGUAUCACCUCCGUCCAUGCCCAGACCUUCACCAACUGUAACCCUACCAAGAAGGACUGUCCGGCUGACCCUGCUCUGGGUACGAACCACACGUGGGUUUUCAACGGAACCCAAGACGAGAGCAUCUGGGCCACGACCAAUGGCGAAAUCGACUGGACCAAGGACGGAGCCGAAUUCUCCAUCAAGAAGAAGCUGGACUCCCCCACGUUGCAGUCCAAGUUCUUCAUCUUCUUCGGUAUUGUCGAGACUCACGUCAAGAUGGCCAAGGGUGGUGGUAUUGUCAGCAGUGUUGUCCUGCAGUCCGACGACUUGGACGAGAUUGACUGGGAAUGGGUCGGUUACAACACCUCCCAGGUGCAGUCCAACUACUACGGCAAAGGAAACGACUCGAGCUACGACCGCGGCGGUUACCACGACGUCUCCAACGCUGACACCGAGUUCCACAACUACACCACCUAUUGGACCAAGGAGAAGGUGGAGUGGUGGCUGGAUCAGGAAUUGGUCCGCACUCUGAAAUACGAAGACGCUUUGGAUGGAAAGAACUUUCCCCAGACCCCGAGUAACAUUCGUUUUGGUAUCUGGCCCGCCGGUGACUCUGGUAACCCUCUGGGUACUAUUGAGUGGGCAGGUGGUGAGGUCGACUACGACAAGGGUCCUUACACCAUGGUCGUUGACAAGGUCCGCGCGCACGACUUUUCGUCCGGCAAGGAAUACGAAUACACAGACGAUACUGGUGAUUGGGAGAGCAUCAAGGUUGUCGAGGGCAACUCUACCACUGUCACCGAAUUGAACAAGCCGCCACCGAAGUCCCUAUCCGAGAAGUGGGAUGAACUGCCUACCGGUGCCAAGGCUGGUGUUGGUAUCGGUGCUGGUGCUGUUGGUGCUAUUGGCAUCGCCGGAUUUAUCUUCUACUGCAUCAGACAGCGCCGGAAGGGCCGCCUCGAAAACGCUCUCGACGACUCCAACUGGAACCAAGACCGGACCGAGAUGAGCAACUUCCAGACGGACUGGAAGCAAAGUGAACUCCGCAACAAGGGCUACCAACCGGUUUCCUAACCGUCGGCUCACGAGUAUUCCAACGAAACAAGCUCUGGUCUAGUCCGCCACCAACAAGGGAGACCACGCUAUACUCAGUCUCCCACGGACUUGGGUGGGUAAUCUCCCGCCCUAUCGCAGGUCGACCUGGUCCGGGGAUUACCCCGUGGGUGUUUGGCGUCUUGGCGUUUGGGAGUGAACUCCUUCUUACGACUUUUUGACCGUACAUUUCUUUUUUCUUUUUUUUUCCUUUUUUUUUUUUUUUUUUUU